AUGCCUCCACUGGUCAGUACAAUCUCUGUCGAAAACGUGUAUAAUUAUCUCCAGGAGUCGGUCUUUCAUCUUCGAACUUCAUGCCAUCUGCAUGUCGAAUUCUUGUUAUUAUUGACAUGUUGCAUUUUGGACACGUCGAGUUUUAUGUCUUAUACGGUUCAGAACUGUCUUCCUCUACUAAUUGAAUGCAUUUCCGUCAUUGCAUUUCCGUCAUUAUUUCCGUCAUUAUUUCCGCUCUUGCUUCAGUUGUUACAGUGGCCUUUUUUAUUUUCUCCUUUAUGUCUUCCUUUGUUCUUCUUGCCUUGUGGUUCCCGUCUCUUCUUAUCUCCUGCACAUGGCCUUUCUUGUUUACUCAUCCCUACUACUCUUCUUUUCUUCAUGAGUAGCGUUGUCAAAAAGUCGUCGCACUUUGUGCCCAAAGUCAAGAAGAAAGCGCGUCGGGUGCCAUCGCUCGCGUCUUCUGCGGCCUUGCAAGCAAGUCCGCCGCCCUCCCAGGCGUCUCAGUCCACCCAAACGAACGAGCUGGCGCCAAAUGUUUCUGAGCCGCCGGAACAAAGCCAAAACACAAGCUCUUUUGUUGCUUCCGCAGGGGAAAACACUUAUGUGCCUCCUACGCCAGCGACACAGCCCCUGGCGGCAAUUGACGGCGGGAAAAUUGUGUCUCCGCUUCUGUCCUAUUCGAUCGAAAAAACUGCCAAACGCGCCAGUCCCGGCCCGGAGAUGGACGUUGACCCACGGGACGCCAGCGCGGCAGCAGAGUUGGCCGUGGAAGACGCGGAGUCGUCGGACCUGGGCGACCACGACGAGUACGGAGACAACGACAUUUUCAAACAGCCGCAAGAACCGCGCCAGCACCGCCGGUCGUCUGUGGCGGGCCCGCGGCGGCUCCUGACGAUUUCGCGGCGCUCCGGUUCUAUCUCUGUAGCUCCAGGCGGCUUGGACGAGGAUCUGGGCGCGGCGCCGGUUGCCAUUUCGAUUCCAGUGGGAAAACCCACCAAACGGCGUGCGUCGUCGCUGGCACGCGCCCACAAACGGGCCGCGCGUGCUUCUGUGAUUCUGGUUCCGUCGGCGGGCGCUGUUCUCAACGAGCAGGAUGAGAUCGGGUCAGAUUCGGGAUCGCAGAGAAACUCUAACCCUUCCACUACAGCCGGACCAGCGCACAACGGUGAGGCGAUUGUGGUUGGACUCGAUCCCGAGACACAGAAGCUCCGCAAGUUCCGCGCGUCCCCGGACGUUGAGGGUUACGACGACCUACCUGUGGCGCCUCCAGACUUGGUGACAGAAAUAUCGGAGGUGUCGCAAAUCCCCCACAAGAUCAUGCCCGGCGACGAGCCUUAUUAUGCAAAGGUCAAGUUCCAGCCGGACCAACUCCGCAUGAGCGAUUUAUGUAAGCCGCUUUUGCCUAUUGGGUCUGUGAGUGAAAACUACAAGAUGGCAAUGGAAGCCAAGGCGAAAAUCGCCCAGAAAAGACAACUUCGGCGGGAAGCGCGCGAGAUGGCAAAGUCCAUGCGUAUAUCGUACGAGGAGGCGUACCGAAAGGUGUUGCUUGACGGAAACCACGAGUUCGAGCUCGACGAAGAAAAGCACAAAGGCUUUGACUUUGACGCUCCCGAGGAAGCAAACCAAGGCACGGGUGUGCAAGUGGAAAUCAUUGACAACAAGAUUCUGGUGCGGCUGGAGUCGAUGAUUGUAGGCGGGCAGCGGCCAGCCACGCUCACACAAAACAGAAACGUGACACUAGAAAACCCGUUUGAAAACCCAAUCACCUCCAACUCGUACACGAAAUCGGCACACACAGAUGCGUGGACAGACGAAGAAGUAAUCCAACUCUACAAAGCGUUGAGUACGUGGGGGACAGACUUUACGUUCAUUGCACAGUUGUUCCCGUAUCGCACGCGGAGACAAGUGAAGCGCAAGUUCAUUUUAGAAGAGAAGAAAAACCCAGAGCUCGUCGAAUUGGCGUUGCGGCGCAAGUUGCCCGCAGACAUCCGCGAGUUCCAAUCGGCUGCAUCCAAUAUCAAGCUCAAGAACGUGGAGGAGCACGAGCGGGAAAUGCAAGAGCUCAAAAAGGACCACGAGAGACACAUGGAGGAGAUCAACAUGGAGCGCGAGAGGGCCAUCAAGGAGGAUUUGGAGGCCAGCAGAAAGAGAGAAAUCGAAAUCAGAACAGGCGCCAAGCCUAUGACAAGAACGGAAAGACAACGCGAGUUCCGCAAAAACGAAACGGUGGUGGGAUCUAUCGAAGAUGUCAAAAAGACCAGAGAAGAAUUGGAGCGUGCUGCAGGUUAG
Clavispora lusitaniae ATCC 42720 is the source of this 2289-nucleotide messenger RNA. RefSeq names its product transcription factor TFIIIB subunit. Lineage: Eukaryota; Fungi; Ascomycota; Pichiomycetes; Serinales; Metschnikowiaceae. Gene Ontology annotation, molecular function: RNA polymerase III general transcription initiation factor activity; TFIIIC-class transcription factor complex binding. The record is from RefSeq and is a predicted model, not a curated record. Gene Ontology annotation, cellular component: transcription factor TFIIIB complex. Gene Ontology annotation, biological process: transcription by RNA polymerase III; RNA polymerase III preinitiation complex assembly.